UAAUACUAAUACCGAGACAACCACUGAUCUACCUAGGUGUUUUAUCUCGGUAUUAGUAUUAUCUCUGUAUUACCCACAUUAUAACACCUAGGUAGAGCAGAGAGGACAGAGCAUGUGGCUUUGCAACACACAGGUGUUUCAUCUCCACACUGGGAUGAUUUUAACAGUGCAACGCCACAUAGGCCUCAUGCCUCUCAGGUAGGAGGGUACCAGAAAUAAAUGAAUAAAAAACACAAAACUAAUAAAGGAACACACAGUUACCAACAAUAUAUCCUUGGCGUCAAUAGUUUCAACUGGCUCAGCUCGCUGUUACAGUACAGCACCACCAAGUUCCAUUUAUUAAGUAACCAUCUGUCUUAUGUAACCAGAAUAACUUACCUAUCACACUAUUUUGAGAGUCCCAGAUUUAUAUUUACUAUGUUACAUCUAGUCUAUGAGACGAGGCUGCACCUUAACCUACAUUAUAAACACGCAGAUCAAGAGGUGUGUUUUCCCUUCAGCAUCUGCAUGUGGCAUAAGCUCACCCACCUCACAGCACGAAUCUAAAAUAGUUAACUUUGGCUGUGAGUGAUGGGAAAAAAUCAGACUCUAAGGCAAUUACUUGAAUAAUUCAAAGGAUGUUUUAUUUACAAACGUGAUAACUAAAUUGUCUUUUUUUUUCUUUUUUUUUUCUUCGCUAUGGGGCCUUCAAUGGGAAUUUGGCCGUGCUUCACCUGAACUGCAGUACCGAAAAUGCCCCCUGAGCACAGUGGAAAGCAUGCUUAUAGACUGCAAGCCUGGCCCCUUGAUCCGAGAAGUGUGUAAUUGCAGGGGCGUUCUCUGAUAUCGGGUAUUUCAUGAUAUCAAGUUUACACCAAUUGAUGCUCCCCAUUGGUCCGUGGCCGUUUCUUUUGCGUUGGGAAAACACUUGUUGACAAUUGUAGCUAAACCUUAAUCUCAGUCUCCUAACCGCCACGUUAGUUAUCCAAACCUGCAUGGUAAACAAAUCCUCACCCUUUUCCUAACCUUAUCCUCAGUCUCCUAACCUGCCAUGCUAAUUCACCUAACUGACACUUUAAUUAUCUUAACCUGUUAUGUAUGCUAUGUGCCUAGUUAAAUAAAUACUUUAAAUGUUUUUUUUACAAAUAUUCUCCAUCAGUUUCAUAACACCGGAACUGACCAAUGGCAUUUAUACAUGUUUCUUAUAUCAGGGAACAUCCUUAUCAAGAAACUGUACAGUAGUUCUCCUACUGGGAGGCGCGGGAAAUAGUUGAAAGAGUGAUUGGUGCUGAGGAAGCUAUGGCAGUGGAUGCCCCGCAGCCUGUUGAGAUUCAUAACGUCGUUCACCAGUUGAAGGAUACCGAUUGUAAAGAUGAAUUGUACGUGCGGCUGAAAGGUUUUUGGGAGUUCAGGAAUUUACAUUGGAAGCAUUGCAGGCAGUGGUGGAAAAAGUACCCAAUUGUCAUACUUGAGUAAAAGUAAAGAUACUUGAGUCCUUUCCUAUCAAGGUAAAAGUGAAAGCCACCCAGUAAAAUACUACUUGAGUAAAAGUCUAAAAGUAUUUGGUUUAACAUAUACAUAAGUAUCAAAAGUAAAUGUAAUUGCUAAAAUAUACUUAUGUAUCAAAAGUAAAAGUAUAAAUAAUGUAAUAAAUAACGCUCCGAGAGCGAUACGAACUGACAAUCUGACAACGCUCUGAAUUUACGAACGCCCAAGGCCACUCUGGCACUCCAGAUUGAAUUUAAGAUCACACCCAUCAUUUACAAAAAGAGCAUUUGUGUUUAGUGAGUCCGCCAGAUCAGAUGCAGUAGGGAUGUGUGAAUUUAACAAUUUUCCUGUCCUGCUAAUCAUUCAAAAUGUAACGAGUACUUUUGGGUGUCACGGAAAAGGUAUGGAGUAGAAAGUACAUUAUUUUCUUUGGGAAUGUAGUGGAGUAAAAGUAGAAGUUGUCAAAAAUAUCAAAAGUAAAGUACAGAUACCACAACAAACUACUUACGUAGUACUUAAAAUAUUUGUACUUAAGUACUUUACACCACUGAUUGCAGGGAAUACUGACUGAAGAUGUUCCUCCCUACGAGGCCCAUGAGACUGUGUAGGGAUGUGAUUUGAAUUGGACUGUGACUGAAGAUGUUCCUCCCUACGAGGCCCAUGAGACUGUGUAGGGAUGUGAAUUGAAUAGGACUGUGACUGAAGAUGUUCCUCCCUACGAGGCCCAUGAGACUGUGUAGGGAUGUGAUUUGAAUAGGACUGUGACUGAAGGAGUGGGAUGUUUUUAUUUAUCUAUUUUUGAAUGUUGUUUUGAUGUCGUUGUUCCCCCUCCCCUUAUCCUUAAUUGGACGUGUAUCUUUUUCUACAGUUUACUAACCGUACAGUAGGUGGCGGCAGACACGUUAUAUUUGUGUAAAUGUCAGUGUACCAGAGAAGAAGAUGACGCUGUUGCAAUGUCGUAUUGUGGAACAGGAAGUUCCGGGUAGAAAAAGACAGAACUGUGUUAUGUCGAUAGUGGUUGUGUCCGUUUCAACUGUAUUAUUGUAGGCCGACUCAGAUUAAGUCUGAGGCCGGUAACAUCAACAGUGAGGACAAACCCAGCCUGCCUCUCUCCUUCCACACUGAGUAGAAACCUACAGUCACUGGGUCCUGAUUGUGACAGUGGAGCCCAGUUUGCACCGCAGGAUCCAGAGAUGGCAUCAGUGAAGCUGGAGGACUGCAGUCAAACACUGGAGCUGAAUGUCAACAUUAAAGUUGAAGAAGAGGACGAGAAGAUUAGGACAACUGUUAGUCAUGGUUACCAUGUUGAGCCAUUCUCUACAUCCAGAGAGCAACCUCGGGAAGAUCAGAGAGAUAAGAGGUCUCAUCACUGCCCACAUUGUGAAGAGAUUUUCCCAUUUCUAUCAAAGCUAAAAAUACAUCUAAAAAUACACACAGGAGAGAAGCCGUACUCCUGCUCUGACUGUGGAAAAUGCUUCAAAACAUCAACUAGUCUAAAAGUUCAUCAGAAGACUCACACAGGAGAGAAGCCUUAUUAUUGCUCUGACUGUGGAAAACGUUUUAAAACAUCAACUCAGCUAAAAGUUCAUCAGAAGACUCACACAGGAGAGAAGCCGUAUUACUGCUCUGACUGUGGAACUAGUUUCUCUAAUCUGGGCACCUUAAAAACACACCAACGUAUACACACAGGAGAGAAGCCCUACUCCUGCUCUGACUGUGGGGCGAGUUUCUCUAAUCUGGGCACCUUAAAAACACACCAACGUAUACACACAGGAGAUAAGCCUUACGUCUGCUCUGACUGUGGAAAAUGCUUCAAAACAUCAACUGAGCUAAAAGUUCAUCGGAGAACACACACAGGAGAGAAGCCGUAUUACUGCUCUGACUGUGGAACUAGUUUCUCUCAACUUUCCCACUUAAAUUCACAUGAACGUAUACAUACAGGAGAGAAGCCUUACUCCUGCUCUGACUGUGUCAAAUAUUUCAAAACAUCAAAUGAGCUAAAAGUUCAUCAGAGAACACACACAGGAGAGAAGCCUUACGUCUGCUCUGACUGUGGAAAAUGCUUCAAAACAUCAACUGAGCUAAAAGUUCAUCGGAGAACACACACAGGAGAGAAGCCGUAUUACUGCUCUGACUGUGGAACUAGUUUCUCUCAACUUUCCCACUUAAAUUCACAUGAACUUAUACAUACAGGAGAAAAGCCUUACUCCUGCUCUGACUGUGUCAAAUAUUUCAAAACAUCAAAUGAGCUAAAAGUUCAUCAGAGAACACACACAGGAGAGAAGCCUUUCUUCUGCCCUGACUGUGGAACUAGUUUCUCUCAACUUUCAAAUUUAAAUUCACAUGAACGUAUACAUACAGGAGAGAAGCCUUACUCCUGCUCUGACUGUGUAAAAUAUUUCAAAACAUCAUCUGAGCUAAAAGUUCAUCAGAGAACACACACAGGAGAGAAGCCUUACGUUUGCUCUGACUGUGUAAUUUGCUUCAAAACAUCAACUGAGUUAAAAGUUCAUCAGAGAACACACACAGGAGAGAAGCCUUAUUCCUGCUCAUACUGUGGAAAAUGUUUAAAAACAUCAAAUGAGCUAAAAGUUCAUCAGAGAACACACACAGGAGAGAAGCCUUAUUCCUGCUCAUACUGUGGAAAAUGUUUAAAAACAUCAAAUGAGCUAAAGGUUCAUCAGAGAACACACACAGGAGAGAAGCCUUACGUCUGCUCUGACUGUGGAAAAUGCUUCACAACAUCAACUCAUCUAAAAGUUCAUCAGAGAACACAUACAGGAGAGAGGCCUUAUUACUGUUCUGACUGUGGAAAAUGUUUUAAAACAUCAAAUGAGCUUAAAGUUCAUCAGAGAACACACACAGGAGAGAAGCCUUUCUUCUGCCCUGACUGUGUAAAAUGUUUUAAAACAUCAACUCAUCUAAAAGUUCAUCAGAGAACACACACAGGAGAGAGGCCUUACUCCUGCUCUGACUGUGUAAAAUAUUUCAAAACAUCAACUGAUCUAAAAGUUCAUCAGAGAACACAUACAGGAGAAAAGCCUUACUCCUGUUCUGACUGUGGGGUAAGUUUCUCUCGACUGGAUACCUUAAAAAGACAUCAACAUAUACAUGAAGGAGAGAAGCCAUACUCCUGCUCGGCCUGUGUAAAAUACUUCAAAACAGCAACUGAGCUAAAAGUUCAUCAGAGAACACACACAUGAGAGAAGCCUGCUUACGUCUUCUCUGACAUUUGGGUGAGUUUCUCUCACCAUAGCAACUUAACACACCAAUGUAUACACACAGGGGAGAAACCUUACUCCUGCUCUGUGGAAGGGUGACUCUAACGUCUAGCCAAAGGCUGCAUGUUUGAAUCUCAUCAAGGAGGACUUUAGCAUUUUAGCUAAUUAGCAACUUUGCAACGACUUAAUACUUUUUUGCUAUGUUAGCAUGUUAGCUUAGCAUGCAACUACUUAGCAUGUUAGCUAACCUUUACCCUAAACCCAUUUAAGUCUACCUUAAACCCCUCACCCCUAACCUAGCUAACGUUAGCAACAACAAAUUGGAAUUCGUAACAUAUCAUACAUAUUACAAGUUCGUAACAUAUUGUAUGAAUAGCAAUGCGUAAAAUAACAUACGAAUUGUAAUUCUUAACAUACGAUACGUCCUACAAGUCGUAUUAUAGUGAACAACAAUCUAAACGCCACAAUUUCAAAGAUUUACAGUUUGUAUAAGGAUAUCAAUCAAUUGAAAUUACUGAGGCCCUAAUCUAUGGAUUUCACAUGACUGGGCAGGGGCUCAGCCAUGGGUGGGACUUGGGAGGGCAUAGGCCCACUUGGGAGCCAGGCCCAGCCAAUGAGCAUGGGUUUUUCUCCACAAAAGGUCUUUAAUACAGACAGAAAUACUACUCAGCCCCCCCCCCCCCCCCCCCCCCCCCCCCCCUCCCAGACAAUCCUGCAGGUGAGGAGGUCCUGGGCUGCCGUAGUUACAUGUGAUCUGCAGUUGUGAGGCCGGUUGGAUGUACUGCCAAAUUUUCUAAAAGGACGUUAGAGGUGACUUAUGGUAAAGAUGAAGUUCUCUGGCAACAGCUCAUUCCUGCAGUCAAUGACAAUUGCACAUUCCCUAACCUUGAGACAUCUGUGACAUUGUGUGGCCUUUUAUUGUUCCCAGAACAAGGUGCACUUGUGUAAUGAUCAUGCUGUUUUAUCAGCUUCUUGAUAUGCCACACCUGUCAGGUGGAUGGAUUAUCUUGACAAAAGCUGAAAUGCUCACUAACAGGGAUAUUAACAAAGUUGUGUACAACAUUUGAGAGAAAUAACCUUUUUGUACAGAUGGAUCAUUUCUGGAAUUUUUUACUUCAGCUUAUGAAACCAACACUUUACAUGUAUCGUUUAUAUUUUAGUUCAGCUUAUAUUGGUAAUGUAAUGUAACAUACUAAAUGGAAUAGCACGGAUAUUUUUGUACCAUAUAAUACAUUUUGCUCUGAGACCAGGUUGUCCUUCUGCAGUAUUCUGUGGGAAUGAGCUAGUAGACACUUUUUUUCAACCUUUAUUGAACUAGGCAAGUCAGUUAAGAACAAAUUCUUAUUUAUAAUGAUGGCCUAGGAACAGUGGAUUAACUGCCUUGUUCAGAGGCUGAAUGACAGAUUUUUUACCUUGUCAACUCGGGGAUUCGAUCUAGCAACCUUUUGGUUACUGG
This is a messenger RNA of Salvelinus fontinalis (brook trout), 6144 nucleotides long. Its product is annotated as oocyte zinc finger protein XlCOF6-like. The transcript has 3 exons. Gene Ontology annotation, biological process: regulation of transcription by RNA polymerase II. The record is from RefSeq and is a predicted model, not a curated record. Lineage: Eukaryota; Metazoa; Chordata; Actinopteri; Salmoniformes; Salmonidae. Gene Ontology annotation, molecular function: RNA polymerase II cis-regulatory region sequence-specific DNA binding; DNA-binding transcription factor activity, RNA polymerase II-specific. The coding region runs from base 2661 to 4670 and encodes 669 amino acids.